AUGAUAUUUUUAUCUCCAUAUAUCAAAAAAACUAAUCAAUUGGUAAUGACAAUGCUUGGUUCCAGCUUUUUUAUAUCCAAAGUAGAGAAUUAUGUACCAAAGAAACCAAUCAAAUUUACAAGAUCAAUAAGAAAAUCCGAUUCAAAUAAGUCAGAAGUUACAACAAUAUCGGAGUUAAUACAAAAUCACAUACCAGAAUUCUCACCAAAUUAUUCAUUCUAUAUAAACCCAUUAUUUUCGUCAGGUCAUACUCAAACUGCUUAUACUGCAUUAAACAAUUUCGAUAAAUUUCAUCAAGUUCAUUACAAGAGACAAAUUUUACAAAUUGAAAAUAAAACUUAUAAUGUUGGGAAAGUUUCAUUAAAAUAUGAUCAAUGGGGCGGUGAAAGUACGAUUGCUUUAGAUUAUGCAAUAAGUCAAGAAACGUUCAAACAUGAUCCAGAUCAUUUAAAAUUUAAACCAGAAUCACAAAGUGAUACUUUACCUCCAAGAACUGAAUUCAAAGAUCCAGAAGAAGAUUUGAUAAAAAAUGAUGAUAAACCACUAUUACUUGUUUUGCAUGGAUUAUCAGGUGGAUCAUAUGAAGCAUAUAUAAGAGCAGUAUUAGAGAAAAUUAUAGAGCCACCAUAUGAUUUUGAUGCAAUUGUAAUAAACUCAAGAGGUUGUGCAAAACAUACAAUAACAUCACCACAAUUAUAUAAUGGUUUAUGGACAAAUGAUUUAAGAUACGUUAUUAAUGAAUUUAUAACUAAAAAAUAUCCAAAUAAAAGAAUUUACCUUAUGGGGUUCAGUCUUGGUGGUGCAAUUUUGGCAAAUUAUUUAGGUCAAGAAGGAAAUUCAGUAAAAUCACAAAUUAAAGGAGCAGCAAUGUUUGGUACACCUUGGGAUUUUCCAGAUGGAGCAGUACAUUUAAGAGAAAGUAUUAUUGGUCAUAACGUUUACUCACCAACAAUGUGUAAUAAUUUAUUAAAAUUGAUAAACAAUCAUAACAAUGUAAUGAUUGAAAAUGAAUUCAUAAAGGAAUUUAGUCAAGAUCCAACGAAAUAUAAAGUUAAGUUCUUAAAAGAUUUUGAUAAUUUUUUCACAAGUAAAUUAUUUGGUUUAAAUUCAGCAGAUGAAUAUUAUAGAUUAGCUUCCCCUAAUAAUAGAAUCUUAAAGAUCAGAGUCCCUAUUUUGAUAAUAAGUUCAAAAGAUGAUCCAAUUACUGGAUCAAGAUCAUUACCAUUUUCAGAAACUGUAUUGAAUCCAUACAUUACAAUGGUUACUACUACUGUUGGUGGUCAUUUGGGUUGGUUUACUUGGAAUGGAGAUAGAUGGUAUUGUAAACCUAUUUGUGAUUACUUUAAGCAAUUGAAUGAGUUGGAUGUUGAUGAGACAAGCAUUACAAAGGAAGAUUUACCUAUAGAUAUUUCAAAAAGUUGGAAAUACGAUAGAUUAGUCAAUGGUAUGUUGGCGGAGUAA
This is a messenger RNA of Lodderomyces jiufengensis, 1461 nucleotides long. RefSeq names its product putative carboxylic ester hydrolase. Gene Ontology annotation, molecular function: acetylesterase activity; monoacylglycerol lipase activity. The record is from RefSeq and is a predicted model, not a curated record. Lineage: Eukaryota; Fungi; Ascomycota; Pichiomycetes; Serinales; Debaryomycetaceae. Bases 1 to 1461 code for a protein of 486 amino acids. Gene Ontology annotation, biological process: medium-chain fatty acid biosynthetic process; medium-chain fatty acid catabolic process. The transcript has a single exon.